AUGCCCAUCCUUGCCUCUCAGCCCCGCCUGCCUCUGCCACUGUUGCUGCUGCCUCUGCUGCCGGCACUCGCAGGAAUGGCAAGUAAGGAAGAGCUGCAGGUGACUCAGCCUGUGAAGUCAGUGUCUGUAGCAGCUGGAAAUUCAGCCACUCUUCAAUGCAUUGUGACCUCCCUGCACCCUGUGGAGUCCAUUGAGUGGUUCAAGGGUACUGGACCACACCGGCAGUUGACAUACAGGUUCACAGGAGGCCACUUCCCACGGAUAACAAGUAUUUCAGACACCACAAGGAUAAACAACACAGACUUUUCCAUUCGCAUCAGUGACCUGACCUCAGCAGACGCUGGCACCUACUACUGUGUGAAGUUCCAGAAAAUGGGUUCUGUCGAUAAGGAGCUCCAGUCUGGACCAGGCACCCAGAUAUUUGUGCGCAUCAUUGAUGUGAAAUGGUUUGAGAAUGAUGUAGAGCUCCCAGCCUUCUGCACCCUCAUCUUCCUGCCUGAAGCCGCUUCUUCCUACACCAUGGUCACCACCCUAGUGAUCCUUGCCUCCUCCUCACUCCACUCCCAGGUCACCUGCCAAGUGGCCCACAGUGAACUGCAGAGCCCCCUCAGAGGGCACGUGAACAUCUCCCAGUUCCUCCAAGCGGCCAUCCUCACCUGCCAUGUGCGAAGGUUUUACCCCGAAGACAUGCGAAUAACCUGGCUGGAGAGGAAUGGAUGCUUCAAGAGUUGUGAGGCCCUUGUUCCCACCAAGAACCCAGAUGGCACAUUCAGUCAAGACAGUCACAUCCUGGUCAACACUUCGCAGCUGGAGGACGAAAGGGUGUUCACCUGCCAAGUGUUUCAGGACUCCCAGACACUGGUCCAGAAAAGCCUGCAACUGAGCAAGUUUAGAGACCAAGAAGUAAGCUUGGGUGAGUAG
Castor canadensis (American beaver) is the source of this 921-nucleotide messenger RNA. The record is from RefSeq and is a predicted model, not a curated record. NCBI's taxonomy places the organism in Eukaryota, Metazoa, Chordata, Mammalia, Rodentia, Castoridae.